AUGUCCAGCGAUGUCGUGGAAAAAGUACAAACGGCCAGAGUACAAGAUUCAGAAACUUGGGACAUUGAAAAAAGAUCAAAAUACACGGUUUACAAAGUCGUAGUACAUUCGGGAUCAUCGAGUUGGUUCGUUUUUCGAAGAUAUGCCGAAUUUCACAAAUUAUUCGAAUCCCUGAGGAAACAAUUUCCCAAUCUGCAAUUAAAACUUCCCGGUAAAAAACUUUUCGGGAAUAAUUUAGAUCCGAAUUUUGUCGCAAUGAGACAAGACGGAUUGGAUAAUUUCGUACAGCAAAUAAUUAGUCAUACGAUUUUACUACAGUUAAACAAAUUCCGACUUGUAUUAACUUAUAAUAAAUGUUCAGCCAUCGAUGAGGGGAUAACAAAAGAUGAAAACAUUUUGGUGAACGAUGAUAACAAAACGGAAAUUAAUAAAUUAAAUUUGGGACCGUCGGAAAGAACUCACGCUCAACCGUCAGAUUUUGAUUUUUUAAGAGUCAUCGGACAGGGUAGUUUUGGAAAAGUCAUCUUAGCCAAACAUAAAAACGAAAACAAGUAUUACGCCGUUAAAGUAUUGAAAAAAAAACAGGUGAUAAGGAAAAACGAAGCCAAACACAUAAUGUCGGAAAGGAACGUUUUGUUGAAAACCUUAAAUCAUCCUUUUCUCGUCGGUUUACAUUAUAGUUUUCAAACGACGGAAAAACUUUAUUUCGUACUCGAUUACGUUAACGGCGGAGAGCUUUUUUUUCACCUUCAAAGGGAAAGAGUUUUUUCGGAGAGUCGAUCACAAUUUUACGCAGCCGAAAUAUCAUGUGCCUUAGGUUAUUUACAUUUCAAAGGAAUCAUUUACAGAGAUUUAAAACCUGAAAAUAUUUUAUUAGAUGCUCAAGGUCACAUAGUAUUGACUGAUUUCGGUCUUUCAAAGGAAGGUUUACUAGGAACGGAUACUACGAAAACAUUUUGCGGUACUCCCGAAUACCUGGCUCCGGAAAUCAUUUUGAAAGAGGCAUACGAUCGAUCCGUCGAUUGGUGGUGUUUGGGUACCGUCCUGUACGAAAUGUUAUUCGGGUUACCUCCUUUUUAUUGUCGGGAUACGUCGGAAAUGUACGAUAGAAUACUCAACAAGCCUUUGGUGAUAAAAACAACCGUGUCAGAAGGUGCUCGAGAUAUAUUAAGCAAGCUAUUAGAAAAAGAUAGAUCGAAACGUUUGGGAAGCGGUUACGGAGAUUUCGAUGACGUACAACGUCAUCCAUUUUUCCGUAACAUCAAUUGGGAUUCUUUGGUUGGGAAAAAAAUCAAACCGCCUUUUAAUCCUCUGGUUCGAGGUGUAAUGGAUCUUAGAAACAUUGAUCCGCAAUUCACUAAAGAACAAGUUCCUGCUUCCAUAGAACAAAAUUGCGACGAAUACCUAAGUGCCAGCGUUAGAGAAGCCGACGAUGUUUUUGCCGGAUUUUCUUAUGCUCCUCCCACGGCCGAACUUUCGGCAUGA
Pediculus humanus corporis (human body louse) is the source of this 1485-nucleotide messenger RNA. Its product is annotated as eye-specific protein kinase C, putative. Gene Ontology annotation, molecular function: phosphatidylinositol binding; protein serine/threonine kinase activity; ATP binding. Bases 1 to 1485 code for a protein of 494 amino acids. Gene Ontology annotation, biological process: protein phosphorylation. NCBI's taxonomy places the organism in Eukaryota, Metazoa, Arthropoda, Insecta, Psocodea, Pediculidae. The record is from RefSeq and is a predicted model, not a curated record. The transcript has 9 exons.